AUGAGAGCCGCAACCAUCAUCUCCGCAAUCUUUGUCCUAGCAGCCUGUCUCCUGAGGAGCAGCGAUGCGGUGACCUGCACGGCUGACCCCACCGUCACUGGCUGCAUCAACUGCACCACCAACCCCACCGACGCAGAGUGCGUGGCCGAAGCAGCCGCUGCAACCACCACAACUACUACGGCACCAACCACGACCACCACCACGACCACCGAAUCGACCACUACCACAUCGCCUAGCACCGCAUCCGGAAAUCGAAAGAUCGUGCGCGUGAGCAACCUGCGCUACUCCGUCACCCGUCGCAUUCGACUCAACAACACCACAUCCCGCUCCAGCAAAUCGAGUGGCAAGACCAACAAGAGGCGCUCUACCAACACCAACCGCAACCAAAGACGCAAGAACAACAAUUCUAGGAAUAGAAGUGGAAACGUUCGUGUGGUAGUUGGUUAA
This is a messenger RNA of Drosophila eugracilis, 447 nucleotides long. Its product is annotated as protein new-glue 2. The record is from RefSeq and is a predicted model, not a curated record. NCBI's taxonomy places the organism in Eukaryota, Metazoa, Arthropoda, Insecta, Diptera, Drosophilidae.